This is a messenger RNA of Cuscuta epithymum, 1711 nucleotides long. The record is from the annotation of a GenBank genome assembly. Lineage: Eukaryota; Viridiplantae; Streptophyta; Magnoliopsida; Solanales; Convolvulaceae.
UAAGUCCCGUGUGAGAGACUUGAUCGAGAAGCUCUUGACCGCGUAAUCAUUCGUUCACCAAACUCAGUCACCAUUAUCAAGCAAUUCACAUGGUUCCCACCAUCCAUGUAAACCGCCCACCCUCAUAAAUUUGCUCUUGACCCAAACCUCGAUUCCCAAAAUUCAGUGCCCAAAAUUCGUAACGACGAAAUCCCAAAACGGUAGCGCGGGCAAGUUAACUUUUCGAACAAAGCAAUCAUAUGCUGCUAAUAAGCAAUUCCCACAUUCCUCUCCAACAAUCUAGCAACCAUCCGCUGAUCUGUGAAGUAUAACUGUGUCAGUUCGAGGCGUUUGCCAUGGCGGACAAAGAGAAUUGCUUGAGGGUAACGCGCCUUGCGAAGAAGAGGGCAGCGGAGGCUAUGGCGGCUGAACAGGAGCAUCACAGUAAGAAGAGAGUGGUUUUGGGAGAGAUUAAGAAUGACCCAAAUGUCGGCGUGAAUCAGAUUUUUGACAAUUCGAAACCCAAACCUAGACAGCAGAAGUUGAAGACUCUGAAGGAUGUGAGCGCUGAAAAGGUUACAGCGGUUGAGAAAUGUCAGGAAGAUGAAGUAGAAAUUGACGCGAAAUCUGAUGACCCACAGAUGUGUUCUGCAUACGUUUCUCAGAUUUACGAGUAUUUGCGUCAUCUGGAGGCACAGGAGAAAAGAAGGCCAUUGCCUGACUACUUUGAAAGGGUCCAGAGAGAUAUCAGUCCUAAUAUGAGAGGGAUUUUGGUAGAUUGGUUGGUUGAAGUUGCAGAGGAAUACAAACUGCUCUCUGAUACUCUCCAUCUCUCUGUUGCCUAUAUUGAUAGAUUCCUGUCCACAAAUGCCAUUAUCCGCCAAAAUCUUCAACUUUUGGGUGUGACUUCCAUGCUUAUUGCUGCGAAGUACGAGGAGAUUAGUCCUCCACAUGUUGAAGACUUUUGUUACAUUACAGACAACACAUAUACCAGGGCUGAAGUUGUUAAAAUGGAGGCAUAUCUCCUUAAAUUUCUGAAGUUUGAAAUGGGAAGUCCGACUGUCAAGACAUUUCUUAGAAGGCUUACCCGAUUUGCACAAGGAAAUAAUGAAACUCCAGACUUGCAGUUAGAGUUCUUAGGUUACUACCUAGCGGAGUUAAGUUUGUUGGACUAUUGCUGCCUUCAGUUCUUACCUUCAUUGAUAGCUUCUGCAGUUAUAUUCCUUUCAAGAUUUACAAUUCAACCUAACCUCCAUCCCUGGAGUCAAGCACUCACACAUUAUUCAGGUUAUAAACCAUCUGAUGUGAAAGAUUGUGUUCUUAUCAUACAUGACUUGCAACUAAGUAGAAGGGGCUGUGACUUGUUCGCCAUAAGAGAAAAAUACAAGCAGCAUAAGUUCAAAUGUGUGUCAUUGCUCUCAUCUCAACCGGAGAUACCUGAUUCCUAUUUUGAUGAUUCAAAACUAGGAGUAUGAGCAGUUAGCUUAGGCAGCUGACUGGAGGUUAGUGAUAGUUUUCUAGUGAUGUAAUACAAGGUUAGUUUAUUCUCUAGUCUCUACGUAUAGGCUUUCUGGUUCGGUUGCUUAUAUUUGAUUACGAUAUUUCUUAUAUUGUGCAUAACAGUCAAAAAGAUCUGCCAUUUUUUUGUAAUAUGAAAGGUAUUAUACCAUGUUCCACAUAUUCAUGUGGUUUUUUAUUUAUGGAAAGCAUGGUGGAUGGUGUCACGGUAUCA